Messenger RNA from Phanerochaete carnosa HHB-10118-sp, 1891 nucleotides. RefSeq lists its product as uncharacterized. Gene Ontology annotation, molecular function: transmembrane transporter activity. The transcript is spliced from 10 exons. The record is from RefSeq and is a predicted model, not a curated record. The coding region runs from base 155 to 1693 and encodes 512 amino acids. Lineage: Eukaryota; Fungi; Basidiomycota; Agaricomycetes; Polyporales; Phanerochaetaceae. Gene Ontology annotation, biological process: transmembrane transport.
GACCAUCUAACCGCUACUGCUAAUUCCGAGGUUCUCGUUCAGCAGUUCCAAACAGCAGCACAGCGUAUCAAAGAGCUAUAUAACGUCUCUGAACAUACAGCAUCAUGUCUUAACACAGCCAACCUUUCCCGCCUACUCACUUAGGGAUACCUCAAUGUCUACAAAUACUUCAGAGACGGUGCUUGUCGAGGGACCCACGUCUAGGGACCUCGAGCGACUCGCACAUGCGCUCGAUAACGACGAAGAACAAGACACCUCAUGCGCGCCACCUGUAUCUCCAAUCAAGCCCGAACAAAGUAAAGAUCACGAUCCGUUCGAGGUUACACUUGAGCCCGAGGACGACCCAAAGAAUCUGCCAUCCUGGCGGAAAUGGCUUGUCAUCUUUGUCAUAUCGAUUGGUACACUAUGUGCAACGUCUGCGUCAUCCAUGGCUGCAUUCGCAGAAACAGGAGUUUCGAGUACCUUCCAUGUUGGAAGCGAAGUGGCUAUCUUGGGAGUCAGUUUGUUUGUGCUGGGUCUUGGUCUUGGCCCCCUCCUGAUCGGGCCACUGUCAGAAGUCUAUGGUCGCAACUGGGUAUAUCGCAUCUCCUACGGUCUAUUCUUUGCCUUUUCGUGGGCAGUUGCAUUCGCACCAAAUAUUGCCGUCUAUCUCAUCUUCCGAUUCUUGACUGGCUUCUCUAGCUCUGCAUUUUUGAGCGUAGCAGGAGGCAGUAUCAGUGAUAUGUUCGAUAACUCAAGGAUUGCAACACCAAUGGCCUUUUAUACUGGCUCCCCGUUCAUCGGCCCAGUGCUUGGUCCACUCAUCGCUGGAUUCAUCAAUCAGAACACGAGCUGGCGAUGGACGUUCCGCAUCCUGAUUAUCUGGACCUUCGCGGUAUGGAAUAUGUUGAUAGCUUUCGUGCCAGAAACAUACGCACCCUACCUGCUCAAGAGGAAAGCUGCGAAGCUGCGGAAUCAGACCGGCGACGACCGCUACUGGGCGCCCCUGGAUCACAGGCAGCACUCGCUGGCGCGCUCAUUAAUGCUGAGCUGUUAUGUGCCAUUCGAAUUGCUGGUUGUCGACCAGAUGGCGCUACUGCUCGACCUCUGGAGUGCCCUCAUCCUCGGAAUUCUCUACCUGACCUUCCAAGCAUUCCCAGUAAUAUUUGGCCAAGUUCACCACUUCGAACUGGAGUUUGUCGGCAUGAGCUUCCUUGGUAUUGGCAUCGGCAUGAUCCUCGGCUUGCUCUGCCAGCCACUUUUUAACCGCCACUUGCUUAAAGUCGCAGCUAGGCACGGUGGCCAGACUCCUCCAGAGGCACGUCUCCUGCCAGCAAUGAUCGGAGGCGUGAUGGUCCCCGCUAGUCUCUACUGGCUUGCCUUCACGACCUACAGGAGUGUCCAUUGGAUUGCUCCGAUCAUCGCCUCGAUACCAUUCGGGACUGGUGUUCUCUUUAUCUUCACCUCCGUCUUCACGUACACUGUCACGGCCUAUCGUCCAAUCGCGGCGUCCGCGAUGGCAGCCAACGCUGCAGUGCGGACUACAUUUGCAGCUGCCUUCCCGCUAUUUGCAGGACAGAUGUACCACCAUUUGGGAACGGUUGGCGCGACUGCCUUGCUUGCAGGGUUGACUACUGUUGCUGCUCCUUUACCAUUUGUGUUCCACAAAAUUGGCGCACGACUACGCGCGAAAUCCAAGUUCGCCGCCGCAUAACAUGUCUCAAAACAGCUUUGCUACUGCAUGGAUCUUCAUCGCAUCACUCUCAUCCAUUGCAUGCUUCUAUAAUGAUUGCUCACAUAUUGUCUGUAUAUCGUAAUUGUAAAUGUAUGCACGACCAGAGACUCUGUAUGUACAGUAGAGCAAAGACCAGUCGCUACACAUGUCGUAAUUCGUCCAAUUUGAAUGACCUCU